GAUCUGUUGUCCCGUGAGUUUCUUCUUAUGAAUCUGAUUCGUAUUCGCAAUUUCUGAUCGAAAAGAAACCGACCCAUUUGGAGGACUUGCGGCAUUUCUGGAAAGAACUAUCUAGUUUUCAUUAUUGUCUCUGUUUGGUAGAACAGGGUAAGAUAGAUCGGUUUUUGAAGAAAUCUGGUACUAAUUUGAGGUUUGUAUCAUAGAAAUGGGAAAUGGGAGAGACCCUUUUCGACCCUUUUCGACCCUUUUCGAUUGAUGUUUAGAUACUAUAAGGAUGCAAGUCAAAUACAUGAACCCAUAAGAGAAAACCCAGAAUCCAGUGUUCUUAUAAUCUCUGCCUACAAGAGCCCCAAAAGAAACCCAGAAACCAGAAUGAGAGUGUGUAGCUUGCCUAGCCCAUUGCAUCUAUUAUUUAUUAUGUGGAAUUGAACAAAACAUUUAGCUGGUGUAGCCUGCUGCACGAACCCCGAUGAGUUUAUAUCAGAGAUGAUAAAAGAAUGGCAGCUGAGAGAUACAUAUAGAAAGGCGAAUUGAUUGAGGGGCGUUGUGGAGUUAAAAGAGAAAGAACAAGUCCCGAGUGUUUGGUUUAGGGCGAUUUGUGGCUGUAGCAGAGGAGGGGGGGCUUUCUCAGACCGCCUGUCUGCUUCUUUUUCACCGUUUCCUCUUUAUAUUGCUGUGAUUUGUCUAUUAAAUGCUUCUUUUCGAAGCACUCAAAAAGGCUAUUAUAUAUUGUUGCUGAGCUGAACCCAACUGUUCUUCUUUUCAUCUUUCGAUAACUUUUAAUCGUUUAAAUCUCUCUUUACUCAACUGGGUUUGGGGAUUUAGCUUUAUUUGAGCGUUUUGUUGCACUUUUCCCAUUUGGUUUGGCUGAAAUGUGGACGAGUUAGGCCUUCUUCAUUGAAUUUGCUCCACCAAAUAAGCAUCAUUCUGAGAAAUCCCACGAUCCUUGUUGUGUAUAAUGCUCGAGCGUCUAAUGGAUAAGUAGACGAACACAGAGUGGCUGCAGAAGCACAACAACAGCCACAGGCUCCUGUUUAUCGAACCGCGCCGCUCUUGUUUGUCGCUCGUGCGUUUACAAUUUCAAACACAGAUCUCGAGACCCUUUUCCUCUUAGCUACAACAGCUGACAUCUGUUUUGCUUUUGCACCAAUUUUUCCGGCCUUCCCCUCCCAUUCUCUCUUAUUUAUGUAGACCCCGAUCUUCCUCCUCCUCCUCCUCCAUUGGUUUUGAACUCGAUUCAAAGUACUUGGACGAGUUUUUCGUGGCUUUGUUUUAUACUUUCCUCAAAGGCGUGGGGUUUGACUCUAUGAGAAGAAGCUGUAUUAGCCACAAUCUCAGCCGGGUCGGUGACAUAGUGUUGAAUUUUGCUGUUGCUUUACGGUGAUCUCGAGAAUUGUUAAGUGUUUGGCCUUUGAUGUGGAAUAUUGCUCCUGGAACAAGACAUGCUGAGUUCUGACAGAGACACAGAUGUUUUCUUCGACUCAGAAGAUUACUUGCCAUUAGAGGACUCCUUGGUAGCAGAAGAAGUGGGUUUCAACAAGUUGGGAUAUGAAAUAUGGAUGAGUGAGCCACAGAGCAUUAAGAGGAGAAGACAGCGUUUUCUUCAAGAAGUUGGAUUACUUGAAUUUGCGUCUUCAAGAACUUGUGCACAUGAUUUAGUGAUUGAAUCAAGUGAUUCAUCAGGGAGGAUGGAAUUGGAGAGACUUACAGAAUUCAGUGGAGCUGUCUCAAGUUCUGACUAUGCUCCUACCUGUAAUGUGGAGGAGAAUGAUUUAGAACUAUGCUCAAAUGAGAUGCUUCUACCAGUUUCUGUUUCGAACUCCGGUUCUCGACGUUGCCAUGGCGAAGCUGAUGUCGAAGGUUGCCGGGAUAUUGAUGUCGGUAAAAGGAAAAUAAAGAAGUGGUGGAGAUCAUUCAAGAACAAGGCGGCGAGCUUAAGAAGUACAGAGAAAACAAUCCCAGCAGAAUCCAAAACUUGCAGAAUGAAGGUGUAUCAAAACAAGAAGAGAUGCUCAGAGUUUAGUGCUUUGUAUAUGAGACAGCAGAUUGUUGCACACAAGGGCUUGAUUUGGACAAUGAAGUUUAGUCCAGAUGGGAAGUAUUUGGCAAGCGGAGGAGAAGACGGAGUCGUACGCGUAUGGCGUAUAUCGUCUGCAAAUGCCUCUACUGAAUUCUUAGCAAAUGAUGGUAAUUAUAACAACAAACCAAGAGAAGGGAAGUCUAGCUUCAGCAGCAAACCGUUGAGAUUUGCCACUGUUGUCAUUCCUGAAAAGGUUUUUCAGAUUGAUGAGCAGCCAGUGCAAGAGUUCUAUGGACAUUCCAGUGAUGUCUUGGACAUAGCUUGGUCCAAUUCAAACUGUCUUCUUUCAUCCUCAAAGGAUAAAACUGUGCGCUUGUGGGGAGUUGGCUCUGAUCAAUGUCUUGGUGUUUUCCACCACAAGAACUACGUGACUUGUAUCCAAUUCAAUCCAAUGGAUGAAAACUACUUCAUCAGUGGCUCAAUUGAUGGCAAAAUCCGAGUUUGGAGUGUGUUGAAACAGCGGGUGGUUGAUUGGGCUGAUGUCCGAGAUGUCAUUACUGCAUUAGCUUAUCAACCAGAUGGGAAGGGUUUUGCUAUUGGCUCGAUUACCGGCACGUGUCGUUUCUACAAAACGUCAGGUGAUUAUUUUCAUUUGGAUGCACAGAUCAAUGUUCAAGGGCGAAAAAAGGCCUCUGGCAAAAGGAUCACUGGCAUUCAGUAUUGCCGGGAAAACUCUCAAAGAGUGAUGAUAACUUCGGAAGACUCGAAAGUACGCGUAUUCGAAGGAAUCGAAAUCGUCAACAAAUAUAAAGGUCUACCGAAGUCGGGGAGUCAGAUGUCUGCUUCUUUUACAAAAAAUGGGAAGCAUAUAAUAUCUGUAGGAGAGGACUCUCGUGUAUAUAUGUGGAACUAUGAUAGUCUUCACCUCCCAUCAAUGAAAGAAACGAAAUCUCAGCAGUCUUGUGAGCAUUUCUUGUCUGAUGGUGCUUCUGUUGCUAUACCAUGGCCUGGUGUUGGAACAGAGAUGAAAUGCUUUGGCAACAACCAACGGCAGUUCUCACAGAGACAGGAUAACCAAGGGGCUUCAGAGCGUUUUUCCCUUGCUAAUUGGUUCUCUGCUGAUAAUCUGUGCCGUGGAUCCGCAACAUGGCCAGAAGAGAGGCUACCUCUCUGGGAUUUACCAGUUGCAGAUGAUGAACAUGGCAACCUGGAACACCAUAAUAGUCAGAGCGACGCCCAGGACCAUGUAGCUCCACCCGACACAUGGGGCCUUGUGAUUGUCGUGGCUGGAUUAGAUGGAACUAUAAAGACAUUCCAUAACUAUGGAUUGCCCAUCAGGCUUUAGGAAUCCAAUUGAAUUCCAGGAGCUUCUAAAAGCUAAAAAAUGGUUGAUUCUUUCUCCUUUUUGUAUCUUCCAGUCAGUGCUAUAGAGAAAAGCUUUCUAUUUGUUUAUUCCUUCUAAAAAUGUAUGUUUUAGAGGUCUGAAAAUUUGUAAAUCUACCCCUUUUUUCUUCUUGUUUGGUUUAUGUGAAUAUUACUGCCAAUAUAAAUGGAAUACACUAGGCAGAUUUUUGGCAUUUGAGUGAUUUUUUCUCAUUGA
Molecule: messenger RNA, 3620 nt
Organism: Cucurbita pepo subsp. pepo (vegetable marrow)
Lineage: Eukaryota; Viridiplantae; Streptophyta; Magnoliopsida; Cucurbitales; Cucurbitaceae
Source: RefSeq, a predicted model, not a curated record